CUCCCUCAAUUGGACUCGCCCGAAGGGACCCGUUUUGCUCGCCGAAUCCCUGCGGACGAGACCACUCGGCACCGACCGAUUUCAUUUUCUCCACGUAUCCCCCUCUUUCCUCACCGUCCGUUUCUUAGGAUAGACGAUUCAUUCUUCGCCUCUUUUCUUCGGAGUCGGUCAAGAUGCACGGAAGGCUGAAGGUGAAGACGACGGAAGAGCAAGCCGAAGCCAAACGCCUGGAACGGGAAAAGAAGCUCCACCAGUAUGUGACGGUCACCAAGGCCAUCUUUGAGAAGUGUCGACCCUUCUCUGUGGUGCCCCCUGCAGUUCAUUGCUGGGACUACCGGCGUUUCGUGGUGCAGAGAUCCAAGGUGCUACCCCAGGAUGAGCUGGCCUUCAGUGACAGGCUGAUCACCCGGAACUUCUCCAAUUAUUCCUCCUGGCAUUAUCGCAGCCUCCUUCUCCCGCAGCUGUACCCUGACCCCCAGCACCAAGGACGGAUCACAGAGGAAAUCCUUCUGAAAGAGCUGGACCUGGUGCAAAAUGCUUUCUUCACUGACCCGAACGAUCAGAGUGCUUGGUUCUAUCACCGAUGGCUUCUGGGAAGAGGGGAUCCCGAGCCAACCAUCCGCUGCGUUUACGUCAAUAGGGAAAACACCUCCCUGGCGGUAGCCUUCUCUCAUCCCGUGGCGGUGGCUCCGGCCUCACAUGACCUCAUUGUGUUCGGAGACGAGUCUCCGCUGGUAGUCCGUUGGCGCACUCCGGAUGGGAAAAAUAAACCCGGCUAUAUGUGGCUGUGUGACCUGCCAACCUCUGCUCUCAACGACCACUGGCCUCAACACACCUUUCGCGUCCUCUGGGCCGAAGGACACGUGCAGAAGGAAUGCGUCCUCUUCAAAGGCCACAAGGACUGCUGGAACCAGGAUUCGGUGACAGAGGAACAGGUGUUCAGGUGCGAACUCUCCUUCGAAAAGUCAACGGUGCUGCAGUCGGAGCUGGAAUCCUGCAAGGAGCUGCAGGCCUUGGAGCCGGAGAACAAGUGGUGUCUCCUAACUAUCAUCCUCCUCAUGAGGGCUUUGGAUCCUUUGGUUUACGAGCAAGAGACACUCCGCUACUUCGCUGCCUUGAAGGCCGCAGACCCCAUGCGCUCCUCAUACCUCAACGACCUCCGGAGCAAGUUUCUGAUUGAGAACAGCGUCCUCAAGAUGGAAUAUGCCGAUUCGCGGGUGGUGGACCUGUCCCAGAAGGGCCUGACCAGCCUGUGCCACUUGGAACACCUGUUGCUGGUCACACACCUGAACCUUUCCGAUAACCUUCUCUCAGCCUUCCCUCCAACACUGGCCAUGAUGCGUUGCCUCGAGGUGAUGGAGGCCAAUGACAACCGGAUUGAGAGCCUGGAAGGGCUUCCCCCUCUGCCUUCUCUGGAAGAACUGUCUCUCCGCAACAACCGCAUCCAGCGAGCCUCUGCCCUCCGGAGUCUGGCCACGUUCCCCGGUUUGGUUCAGCUCAACCUUCAAGGAAACCCCCUGUGCCAAAUUCCGGGCAUUCAGUCGGAGCUGGCCACGCUACUCCCCAAUGUGACCACCAUCUUGACUUGAUUUCCUCGGGGGGGGGGGGGGCAGGGGGGGGAGCAGCGCUGGAGACCCUUAAUUUAUUGCCAAUUAAAAGCAUCCCAGCUAGAGGCCUUGU
Pseudonaja textilis is the source of this 1680-nucleotide messenger RNA. The record is from RefSeq and is a predicted model, not a curated record. Lineage: Eukaryota; Metazoa; Chordata; Lepidosauria; Squamata; Elapidae.